AUGUUCCGCUCAGUACGACGAUUGCCUCGACGCGUUCCCGUUCUGUCCACUGUUUCUGCGCGUUCGUUGCGGCCAUUCACAAGCGGUUAUACUCGGAUGAUGCCUGUGCAGCUCCCCGUAUCCACCACACUGCCCUCAGACGCAUACCAGCUGCUGUCCACACAAGAUAAAGCAGGGGAAGCCGAAGAUGCACUCUAUGAUCAACAGAUUCGCGAUGUGGAAUCAUGGUGGAAUUCGCCUCGCUACGAAGGCAUCAAGCGCCCUUAUACGGCCGCGGAUGUUGUGAGCAAGCGGGGUUCUUUACAACAGACUUACCCUAGCUCUCUGAUGGCUCGAAAGCUUUUUAAUCUUCUCAAUGAGCGAGCGGCUGCUGGUCAGCCCGUUCAUACUAUGGGAGCUAUCGACCCCGUUCAAAUGACGCAGCAAGCUCCCAACCAAGAGAUUCUGUAUGUCUCCGGUUGGGCUUGCUCUUCACUCUUGACAAGUACAAAUGAAGUAUCUCCUGAUUUCGGCGAUUAUCCCUACAAUACCGUCCCGAAUCAGGUCCAGCGUUUGUUCAAGGCCCAGUCCAUGCACGACCGGAAACAAUGGGACGCCAGGCGAAAGAUGACCCCGGAUCAGCGAAAGGCUACACCUUACACCGAUUAUAUGCGCCCAAUUGUUGCGGAUGGUGAUACCGGCCAUGGUGGUUUGUCGGCCGUUCUAAAACUCGCCAAGCUAUUUGCAGAGAAUGGUGCCGCGGCCGUUCAUUUCGAGGAUCAGUUGCAUGGCGGAAAGAAGUGCGGUCAUCUUGCCGGAAAGGUCCUCGUUCCAAUGGGGGAACACAUCAACCGACUGGUCGCAGCUCGAUUCCAGUGGGAUAUGAUGGGAUGUGAGAAUCUGGUCAUUGCCCGAACAGAUUCUGAGAGUGGCCGACUCAUCAGCAGCGCCAUUGAUGUGCGUGAUCAUGAGUUCAUCCUUGGUAUCACUGAAGAUGUGGAGCCUCUGGCCGAGACCCUCCAAGCUAUGGAACGAGAGGGCGCCUCGCCCAAAGAAAUCGACGCAUUCGAGCUUGAAUGGGUCAAGAGGCACAAGCUUGUUACACUCGACGAAGCUGUCGAUGCUCACCUUGAGUCGGAGGGCGCUCCCCAGUCUUCUCGGGAUGCGUACAAGGCCUAUGUCAAGAAGAAUCCCGAUCUUUCUUUCUCCCGCCGCCGUGCUCUCGCGAACGACUACAGCAAAACACCUGUUGUGUGGUCAUGUGAUAGCCCGCGCACUCGCGAGGGUUUCUACCACUACUCCGCAGGAUUCCCUGCUGCGACCAAGCGCGCCAAGGAAUUUGCUCCUUACGCAGAUCUUCUCUGGGUUGAGACUGGUGACCCAAAUGUCGAGAAGGCCGGAACACUGGCCGGCGAAGUGCGGGCGGCGUAUCCAGGCAAGAAGCUUGUCUACAACCUCAGUCCUUCAUUCAACUGGAUGGGACAAGGAUUUGAUGAGGCUUCUCUCAAGUCGUUUAUUUGGGAUAUCGCCAAGCAAGGAUUUGUCUUGCAACUCAUUUCCUUGGCUGGUCUGCACAGCAAUGCCACUAUCACGACCGAACUUUCCCGUGCCUUUAAGGAUGAAGGUAUGCUGGCCUAUGUUCGUCUUGUCCAGGCCCGCGAAAAGGAUCUUGGUGUCGAUGUUCUCACUCACCAGAAGUGGAGUGGCGCGCCGUAUAUGGACGGCAUCAUGGGUGCUAUCCAGAGUGGAAGCAGCAGCAGCAAGAGCAUGGGUGAAGGUAACACCGAAAAGGGUUUCUAA
This is a messenger RNA of Penicillium coprophilum, 1779 nucleotides long. Its product is annotated as methylisocitrate lyase ICL2. Gene Ontology annotation, cellular component: mitochondrial matrix. The record is from RefSeq and is a predicted model, not a curated record. The transcript has 6 exons. Gene Ontology annotation, molecular function: isocitrate lyase activity; methylisocitrate lyase activity. The coding region runs from base 1 to 1779 and encodes 592 amino acids. Lineage: Eukaryota; Fungi; Ascomycota; Eurotiomycetes; Eurotiales; Aspergillaceae.